Molecule: messenger RNA, 1791 nt
Organism: Camellia sinensis
Lineage: Eukaryota; Viridiplantae; Streptophyta; Magnoliopsida; Ericales; Theaceae
Source: RefSeq, a predicted model, not a curated record
AUGUCGAUAUUGGCAACUCUACAAGCCAAUACAGAAAGGCUCACUUUGGUGGAUUAUCAGCUUCUAAGUGAUGCAAAUCGUAGUCGAAAGGUUAAUAUUGGUGCAAACAAUAAGGGCUCAAAUGAAAAAAGUAAAAGUACUAGCAUUGAUGCGGAGAGUGAGCACAAUGAUGAUUAUAAAGUUGAGAUCCAGCACGUCCCCACUCCGGAGGGCCACCACUCCUGCAUUAUGGUGAGAACAAGGAAAGAAGACCCGGAAGAUACUACUUCUGCACGGUUGGAUAGGAUGGAGCGAAUGAUUACGGAAAUGGCGGAGACCCUACGGCAACAACAACAACAGCAACAGCCACAGCCUCAACCGCCACCACCACCGCCACCGCCACCGUCAAGGAAACAAGACCGUUCUGAAUAUGAAGCCCAAUUUGCAGAGCUAGCCCGGUUUGCACCUCAUAUGGCAGACACGGAUUAUAAGAAGGCACGAAAGUUUGAAGGGGGAUUACGGGGUGCUAUCCUGGACCGAGUUAAUAUGUUGAAGCUACCCAUUCAUGUUGAUGUGUUGGAGAGGGCUAUCAUAGCGGAAGAAAAUAUUGCUACUCAGAACCGGAUUUCUGAAUGGAAAGGGAAGAGACAGAAUACUCAAUGGUCAAAGGGGACAACUACUCCGCCAAAUAAGAAACAAAAUUCAGGGAUUUCAAAUACUUCUACCCCUAGUCAAGAUUCAAUUCCUGUUUGUCUGGAAUGCGGAAAGAUGCAUCGUGGAACGUGCUAUCGGAAGUCUGGAGCUUGUUUUCAGUGUGGUAAAACGGGCCAUUUGAUAAAAGAUUGCCCUCAGAGAAAACAACAAAAUGGCAAUAAGACUACUACCAGUUCAGCGGGGUUUACACCACCUACCAACACCAAGUCAACUGCUAAACCUAAUAACAAUAAAGACACUGCAAGACAGGGCAGGGUGUUUGUUUUGGUUCCGGGAGAUAUGCAAAAUGCGGCAACGGUAGUGUCAGAUAAAUCUGAGGAAGUACUAUCUUAUAUGUUAUGUGUGUCCUCACCUUUGGAGGAUUCUAUGAUUUGUACUUCUGUAUACUUAGCUUGUGAACUCCAACUUGGGGAUAGUCGGGUGUAUGCUAAUCUGUUACCUCUCGACAUGACCUAUUUUGAUGUUAUUCUGGGAAUGGAUUGGUUGAGUGAAUAUGGUGCGACUAUAGACUGUUUGACUAAGCAAAUCAAUUUCCACCCUUCGGGUCAGUCAGGGUCUGUUUUUCAGGGACAGGAAGUGACUUCUCCACCUUAUUUAAUUUCCGCAGCAAAGGCUUGUAAAUUAAUUCAGAAAGGGUGUCAGGGGUAUUUAUGCAGUGUUCUGGAGAGGCAAGUGAUGAAUGGGGACGUUAACAUGAUUCCAGUUGUCCGUGAAUUUCUGAAUGUUUUUCCGGAAGAGUUACCAGGGCAGUUGAUAGACCCUUCAAGGGCGCAAGUUUUUUCCAAAAUCGAUCUACGAUUUGGGUACCAUCAAUUAAAGGUCAAAACUAAUGAUGUUGAAAAGACAGCUUUUCGAACUCGAUACGGUCAUUAUGAAUUUCUGGUUAAGCCCUUUGGAGUUACCAACGCACCGGCAGCAUUUAUGGAUCUGAUGAAUCGUGUCUUUAAACCUUAUCUGGACGAGUUUGUGGUAGUUUUUAUCGAUGAUAUCCUCAUUUACUCGAAGAAUGUGGAAACUCAUGAGAAUCAUCUUCACUUGAUCCUUCAGACCCUCAGGGAAAAGAAACUGUAUGCAAAGCUGAACAAAUGUGAAUUUUAG